Closterium sp. NIES-67 is the source of this 3386-nucleotide messenger RNA. The record is from the annotation of a GenBank genome assembly. NCBI's taxonomy places the organism in Eukaryota, Viridiplantae, Streptophyta, Zygnematophyceae, Desmidiales, Closteriaceae.
UAGCCUUGGCCCUGAGCGAGUGAUGACUCCCGAUAACCGUGUGACUAACCGUGAUAGAUCGCCACUAAAAGUGACUCUUCGUGAUAGCCGAAUGACUAAACGUGAUACCACGCCUAGUGUUUGUGACCCCUCAUAUAAAUGCCCAUGUACGGACGGAAUUGGCCAACGGGAAACCGAAGUGUAGCACCCAGUUACCGUUCCGACAACGCUGGCACCGUAAUUCACAGCUCUCGGCCUUUUCAAAGCAUUUAUGGUGUUCGCUACUGCGAACAUGAGAACACGAGACCACGAGUUCUUAUUGAACAAGUCACAUUGUACGACCGAUAGUUCAAAAUCACAUGGUUGUUCUGCGAAGCAGUACACCAAGCGGGAGGCGCGCAUGUAGCCAUGGAUCCCAAGCAGGACGGCAUGGAUCCAAAGCAGGGAGACGCAGUGAAGGAGAGCAGCGACCCUGUGAUUGUAUCGAAAGAUAUGGAGUGCCACGACCAUGUGCUUGUAUUGAAGCACGUGCCGGCGACCGUGAGCCAGGAGACGCUGGAUCGCCUGCUGCAGCGGCUUGGAGCGACGGAAGUGAUUACGAGGAGCAAGGGCGUGGUGUAUGCACGGUUUAAGGAGCAGAAUGCAGCAGUCACAGCCAAGAAGCAAUUGCACGGCAUUCGCAUGGGCAGCAGCAACGUGUUAUCAGCCCACUACUUCCCCCCGUCUCUUCCCGCAAACCAGACUGAACCGCACACCAAACCUAUCAACCCUGCUGCUCCUGCUCCUGCUGCAGCAGCUGCUGCUGCUAAUCCGGCAGCUGCCCGCGCUACUCAACAGCACGAACCACACACCGAGCCAUCACCACCGUUACAAUCACCUCCACCAUCGUCCCACCAACCUCUCACAGACCCUUCACUUCACCGCCUCGUGCAUGCGCUCCUGGCGUUCAGCGAGCAAGAGCAGCUGAUUCCAAGGAACGAGGGCGCAGCAGGACAGGUGGCUUUUGAGAAGUCUCUAAAAGCACCUACACCACCAAGGAAUGAGGGCGCAGCAGGGCGGGAGAGGCUGGUAGGGAGAGAGAGCGCGAGGGAACUUGGGCGAGAGGAAGGGAUGGGAGGAGGACAGGAAGCGGCGAGGCAGCAGCAGAGGUCGGGUGCUGGAGGGAAGGACAGAGGGAAGGACAGAGGAAGGGCGAGAGGGGACGAGACAAGUCACGAGGCGCCAUCUCGUAUGCAGGGGGUGCUGGCAGAAAGGGAGGGCAGUUCAGAAGGAGGGGAGAGGGAGAGCAGUUUGGAAGAAGGGGGCCGUUAUCCGUUUCCUCCCCCACUCUUUAGAUAUGCCUAUCCACCUCCCUCUUCCGCCAUCGUCAUCAACAUAGCUCUCGCACUCAUUGCCACGCCCCGGCUCUACACACAGGUUCUCCACCUCAUGAACAAGAUGAGCCUGCCGGCCCCAUUCCGCCCAGUCGUCCCCCCCUCCUCCUUGCAGCUGAUGGCAGUCCAGCAGCCGCAACAACCCUUCCCAUCCAGCGCUCCACCUGAGCCCAUCCCACCAAGCCACCCGACCCAUCUCCUGCAACCACGCCCAUCCCACCAAUCACCUCAGCUUGCCUCUCCUCCUGCUCCCCCCUCAACUUCCUGCCAAGACCCAACAACCGUCCCUCUUCACCCUCCUCACCCUCAUCACCCAUCCCACACACCGCAACCUCUUCAUCCGCAGCCACCCCAUUGGCACCCGCCCCAGCCACGACCAUCCAAUCUCCCUGCUCUCGCCCCCUUACCUCCCCAUCCGUCGUUUGGCCAAAGACCCCCCUCCCUGGCACAUCUGCCUCCCCAUCCUCUUGCUUUCCGUCCCUCUACUCCCUUCCCUCGUGCACUCUCGCCUUUCCCUCUACCGCCGAUGCACCACCCAUUCACUCCCCCCCCUCUUGCCCCCACUCCCUCUCUUGCCGCCUUGCCACACACCUCCUCACCUACAGCGGCGUUAACUGCGUCACCCUCCACUCCCCUCCCCAGCGAAAGGCCCCUUGAGAUGAAACCCUCAGAGCUCCUUAGAGCACCGUCGGCCCCAGCAACAGCAGCGUCCAGCCCAGCAGCAGCUGUCACUGCCUUGCCCACCGCUCCCUUCCCCAGGGCAACGCCCCUUGAGCCGCCUCAAGCAGCAGCGCCCAACCCAGCAGCAGCGUCCCACCCAUCAGAUACGAGUCUACGGGUGCGUGCCUUUGCGGCAACUCACGAUCGUCGGUUAGAUUCCAGAAUGGGUGGUGGGGAAGAUGGCAGCAGGGGUCCUGUGCGCCAUAGCUGCAAAGGAAGAGAGGGUGGUGGAGUUACCAGGGGAAGGAGAGAGGGAGGAGAGGUGGAAGAGGAGGAGGAGGAAGAGGAGGGAGGGGAGGGGGGUGAGUGGGAGGAGGAUGAGGGGGAGGAGCAGAGGUUGGAGAGGGCUGGAGUGAGAAAGGUAGUGGGAGGAAGUGGGAGAGGGGUAGGGGGAGCAGCGGCAUUGGUGGUCAAGAAAAGAGUGCCUGUCUUGCAGAUCCAGCUGCGCCCAGAGAAGAAGAAGCCCAGGAGAGGGAAGGAGCACGAGGGCAGCGCGGUUGAAUGCAGCACUGUUGUGACAGACCGAGAGGCUAUGUCGACAGGCGAAGAGGUUACCUUGACAGGCCUCAGUGCCCUGCUGACAGGCGGACAGAAGGAGAGUGGUGCAGUGGCGUUGCCUCAGGUGCAGCUGGUAGAGAGGGAGAAAGCGGCGCAAGUGGUGCAGGGAAAUCGGGAUACGGAUGCGGCGGUAGAGGAGAGAGAUGCGGGUGGGAAGGACAGGAGAGGUGUGGGAAUGCAGGGUGGAGGAGCGAGAGUGGCGAAGGAGAGGGAGACAUACAGACCGGUGGAUGAAGGCAGAGAGAGGGAGGGAGGAAGAGGAGAGGGAGAAGGAGGAGGUAUGGAGAAGGCGAGAGAGGAGGGGGGCGGUGGUAAUGAGAGGGCUACUGUAGAGGAGUUGAGGAGACAACAGCUGAUAGGGGAGCAGCUCCUGGAGUGUGUGGCUCAUAAGAAUUACAAGAGGGGAGAGCCAUCCCACACAUUGUACAUAAAGAACAUUGCGAAGGCCACCACCACCAGCGACUUGAUUCAUAUCUUCGGAGCAUUUUUCCCUGGCGACUCUGACUGGAAGUCAAAGAUAGGAAUUCGGCUGAUGCAGGAAGGUCGGAUGAAGGGCCAAGCAUUUGUCACACUUCCGACCCCAGAGCUCGCCACAGAAGCAUUGGAGGCCACUCUUGGACUUGUGUUGCAUGGGAAACCAAUAAUUGUGCAAUUUGGCCGAAAAUCAGUGUAGAUUUUUUUGGACGAAGACAAUUGUAAUGAUUUACACAAUGUCAUUCUCGCACUAGUUACACAAAGUGCUUAUCCAUAUUGCUU